Messenger RNA from Cottoperca gobio, 654 nucleotides. RefSeq names its product lens intrinsic membrane protein 2.1 (gene lim2.1). Gene Ontology annotation, molecular function: structural constituent of eye lens. The transcript is spliced from 5 exons. NCBI's taxonomy places the organism in Eukaryota, Metazoa, Chordata, Actinopteri, Perciformes, Bovichtidae. The record is from RefSeq and is a predicted model, not a curated record. Gene Ontology annotation, cellular component: plasma membrane. Bases 115 to 636 code for a protein of 173 amino acids.
GUCAAACGCUACUGCUAUUAGCCCGCUGGAAAUCUGCCUGUCUUGGCAUUGUUGGAUCUUGUUGUAUUUUGUCUUCAUAAACAUCUUCAUAAAAGAGGUUGAUUAAGGUGCAGAAUGUACAGCUUUAUGGGUGGAGGUUUGUUCUGUGCAGGAGUGGGGAACAUCCUCCUGAUCGUUUCCACAGCAACUGAUUACUGGAUGCAGUAUCGGCAGUCCAGCAACUACAUGCACCAGGGCCUGUGGCGCUACUGUAUGCCGGGUAAAUGCUUCCCACACAACGACAGCAUUGCCCACCUAGAUGCCACCCGUGCCCUCAUGAUCCUCUCUCUUUUGGCCUGUUUCAUUGGCAUCAUCAUUGGCAUCAUGGCCUUCAUCCAUUACUCCUCCUUCGACAGGUUUGACAAAACCUUUGCUGCAGGCAUAUUGUUUUUCAUCUCAUGCUUUUUAGUGUUUCUAGCAAUGGCAGUGUACACUGGUGUGACUAUUAACUACUAUGGGAAACGCUAUGGAAACUGGAGGUUCUCCUGGUCCUAUAUCAUUGGCUGGGUGUCAGUGGUGCUCACCUUUUUUUCAGGUAUAUUCUAUUUGUGUGCCUAUCGGAUGCAUGAAUGCCCCAGGAGCACUAACUCUCAUUAGAAGACUUAUUAUACCAUC